AGACCACUUUUAUUGCACUUGUUUCUCACACUCAUUUGUCAUUUGUGUGGGUCCAUCUCUCUAUUUUGGGCCUCAAGUAGCUGGAGCAAAAAGGAGCCCAUUUAGAAUGGGCUUUAGAGAUUGAAGAAUGUGUUCGCCGGAAGGAAGGCAGUUUUGUCACGGUGGACGUCUGCCAUAUUUCGCGGCGAUGGUUUCUUCUGUCCCUAAACUCCAUGCUUUGUUUGUCGCCAAGUCUCUACCAGUAGUUAUCCGAGCCGCCAAAAUUACCAAUGAAGAAGGUUCUGCGUCGACCAAAUCAAAACUCGCCAGGUCCUUGGCGCGUGCCGUGAACUCUAACCCGUGGUCGGACGAACUCGAGUCUUCACUCUCAUCUCUUCACCCGUCUGAACCUCUCUCCAGAACCACCGUUCUCCAAACCCUGCGUCUCAUCAAGGUCCCUGCCGAUGGUCUCCGGUUCUUCGACUGGGUUUACAACAAGGGUUUCUCUCACAAAGAGCAGUCUUUCUUCCUCAUGUUAGAGUUCCUAGGUCGAGCUCGCAAUCUCAAUGCGGCUCGCAAUUUCUUGUUCUCCAUCGAGAAAAGGUCUAACGGCUGCGUCAAGCUCCAGGAUCGCUACUUCAACAGCUUGAUUAGGAGCUACGGCAACGCUGGGCUCUUCCAGGAGUCAGUGAACCUGUUCCAGACCAUGAAGAAGAUGGGCAUCUCGCCUUCCGUGCUUACCUUCAACAGUCUUCUCUCGAUUUUGCUUAAGCGUGGCCGAACUGGAAUGGCCCAUGACAUGUUCGACGAAAUGCGCCGUACCUACGGGGUUACCCCAGAUUCCUAUACUUUCAAUACAUUGAUAAGUGGGUUUUGCAAGAACUCCAUGGUCGACCAAGCCUUUACGAUUUUUAAAGAAAUGGAGCUUUAUAGUUGCAAUCCUGACGUUGUUACAUAUAACACGAUCAUCGAUGGGUUAUGCAGAGCUGGCAAGGUCAAGAUUGCACACAAUCUUUUGAAUGGAAUGUUGAAGAAAGCAACGGCUGUGCAUCCCAACAUUGUUAGUUACACUACUCUGCUGCGAGGCUAUUGUAUGAAGCAGGAAAUUGAUGAAGCACUGCUUGUGUUUCAUGAAAUGCUGACCAGAGGGCUAAAACCCAAUGCUGUAACUUACAAUACUCUGAUCAAGGGGCUCUCGGAGGCUCAUAGAUAUGAUGAGAUCAAAGGAUUUUUGAUUGGAGGGGACGCAUUUACCACUUUCUCUCCAGAUGCCUGCACUUUUAAUAUUUUGAUCAAAGCCCACUGCGAUGCUGGACAUCUGGAUGCAGCAAUGAAGGUGUUCCAAGAAAUGCUGAAUAUGAAGUUGCAUCCUGAUUCAGCUUCUUAUAGUGUUUUGAUUCGUACUCUGUGCCUGAGAAAUGAAUUUGAUAAAGCCGAGACAUUAUUCAAUGAGUUGUUUGAGAAGGAAGUAUUGUUAGGUAAGAAUGAAUGCAAGCCUCUUGCUGCAGCUUAUAACCUAAUGUUCGAAUACUUAUGUGCCAAUGGGAAAGCAAAACAAGCGGAGAAAGUUUUUAGGCAGCUGAUGAAAAGAGGAGCGCAAGAUCCAUCCUCUUACAGGACUUUGAUCACGGGUCUCUGCAGAGAAGGUAAAUUCAAGGCUGCUUAUGAGCUGUUGGUUCUAAUGCUGAGGCGGGAAUUUGUUCCUGAUCCUGAAACCUACGAGGUAUUGAUUGAUGGGCUAUUGAAGAUAGGUGAAGCUCUUCUUGCUCAUGAUACCCUACAAAGGAUGCUAAGGAGCUCUUAUCUUCCGGUUGCAACCACUUUCCAUUCUGUACUUGCAGAACUUGUGAAAAGGAAAUUUGCUAACGACUCUUUCGGCUUGCUAACGGUAAUGUUGGAAAAACGAAUAAGACAGAACAUUGAUCUUUCAACGCAGGCUGUCAGAUUGGUUUUUAGUAGUGCACAGAAAGAAAAGGCAUUUCUGAUUGUUAGGUUGCUUUAUGAUAACGGGUAUUUGAUUAAGAUGGAGGAAUUACUUGAUUUCCUCUGCGAGAAUCGAAAACUGCUUGAUGCACACACACUUGUUCUGUUUUGUCUGGAAAAGAGUCAAAUGGUAGAUAUCGACACGUGUAACACGAUCAUAGAAGGACUCUGUAAGCAUAAGAGACACUCUGAAGCGUUUAGUUUGUACAAUGAAUUAGUAGAACUAGGAAAUCACCAACAGCUUAGCUGCCACGUGGUUUUGACAAAUGCCUUAGAGGCUGCUGGAAAGUGGGAAGAACUUCAGUUUGUGUCAAAGAGGAUGGCUACAAUGAGAAAAUCAGAUAAUUGCGCUGUAUCAGAAACCGUGCAUCUGGUUUCUGGUAAAUGGGGUCCUUUCUCUUUGUUUCCGUUUUCAAUUCUGUGUCUAGAAUUAUCCAUUGCCAAUUGUAAAAUUUUUGCCCCUCAGCAAUUAAACAAGUUUGUAUUCAUCGUCUCUGUUACAGGUCUCUAUGGACGUUGCAACUCUCUGUUCAUAACUUUCACCUUCAUGAUGUCGAAUUCUAGAAUGAAUGGUGUUGAGAAGCUAAGCAGCAUAUCCACAAGGCGUGUCGCAAAUCCCGGAAAGGCAACACUGCUUGCUCUUGGCAAAGCCUUCCCAAGCCAAGUCGUUCCUCAGGAGAAUCUAGUGGAAGGAUUUCUACGAGACACCAAAUGUGAGGACGCGUUUAUCAAAGAAAAGCUGGAACACUUGUGCAAAACCACAACCGUGAAGACGCGCUACACGGUAUUGUCACGAGAGAUACUGGAUAAAUACCCUGAGCUAACAACAGAGGGUUCACCAACAAUCAAGCAAAGACUUGAAAUUGCAAACGAGGCGGUUGUGGAAAUGGCAUUGGAAGCCAGUUUAGGCUGCAUCAAGGAAUGGGGAAGGCCAGUGGAAGACAUCACUCACAUUGUCUACGUUUCCUCAAGCGAGAUACGAUUACCCGGUGGUGACCUUUACCUCUCAGCAAAGCUAGGCCUGAGGAAUGACGUGAACAGAGUGAUGCUGUAUUUUCUGGGAUGCUACGGAGGUGUGACUGGCCUCCGUGUGGCCAAAGACAUUGCUGAGAACAACCCGGGAAGCCGUGUUCUGCUCACAACCUCUGAAACCACCAUUCUCGGGUUUCGCCCACCAAACAAAGCUCGUCCGUACGACCUAGUUGGAGCUGCUCUGUUUGGAGAUGGUGCAGCUGCUGUGAUCAUCGGAGCUGAUCCGAGAGAGUGUGAAGCUCCUUUCAUGGAGCUGCACUAUGCGGUUCAGCAGUUCUUGCCGGGGACACAGAACGUGAUCGACGGGAGGUUGACGGAGGAAGGCAUAAACUUCAAGCUUGGACGAGACCUCCCGCAGAAGAUAGAGGAGAACAUAGAAGAGUUCUGCAAGAAGCUGAUGGGAAAGGCUGGUGGUGAUGAGUCGAUGGAGUUCAAUGACAUGUUCUGGGCAGUUCAUCCAGGAGGACCUGCGAUUCUGAACCGUCUGGAGACAAAACUAAAGCUGGAGAAAGAGAAGCUGGAGAGCAGCAGAAGGGCGUUGGUGGAUUACGGGAACGUGAGCAGCAACACGAUACUGUAUGUGAUGGAGUAUAUGAGAGAGGAGCUGAAGAAGAAAGGCGAUGAAGCACAAGAGUGGGGACUUGGCUUAGCUUUCGGACCUGGAAUCACCUUCGAAGGCCUUCUCAUCCGCAGCCUCACCUCUCCCUAAUUGUCAUAAUUUACAUUUGGGUUAUUAUAAGAGAAAUUAUUGUAAGCAUAUGAUGAAAUGAGAGUAUUGUUGUUAAACCA
Arabidopsis lyrata subsp. lyrata is the source of this 3783-nucleotide messenger RNA. RefSeq names its product pentatricopeptide repeat-containing protein At1g02060, chloroplastic. Gene Ontology annotation, molecular function: acyltransferase activity, transferring groups other than amino-acyl groups; protein binding. Lineage: Eukaryota; Viridiplantae; Streptophyta; Magnoliopsida; Brassicales; Brassicaceae. Gene Ontology annotation, biological process: polyketide biosynthetic process. The record is from RefSeq and is a predicted model, not a curated record. The transcript has 4 exons. The coding region runs from base 128 to 3703 and encodes 1191 amino acids.